Molecule: messenger RNA, 647 nt
Organism: Candoia aspera
Lineage: Eukaryota; Metazoa; Chordata; Lepidosauria; Squamata; Candoiidae
Gene: CYSRT1
Product: cysteine rich tail 1
Exons: 2
Coding region: 206-601 (131 amino acids)
Source: RefSeq, a predicted model, not a curated record
UGGCUACAGGCGGAGCGGACCCGUUCACAAAGGGGGCGAGCCUUGGCCGGGAGUGCGGCGGGUUGAGGGGACGAAAGACCUGCCAGCGUUGGUUCUUUGGUAACCGACUGGACGAGAAGCAGCAGCUGGGCAGGCAGAGUGCACCCCGGUGGGGGGGGCACCUUAGCUGCUGCUCUGCCACAAGCGUCUGCCGGAGCAGGCAGCCAUGGACCGCGGGCUCACCAUCGAGAACCCCUAUGCCAGUGUCACCAUCCCCCAGGCGCAACUGAAUGAUGGCUUCCUGCGAUACUACCUGGGGGAUGACCUCACCUCCGGCACCGUCCUCUUCAGCCCCAGCAUCUUGCCCACGUACUCGGCGGCCCCAGAGAAGGGGGGGGUGGCUCCGGCUUCGAACGGCCAGAGAGCCCAGGCGCAGGAGGAGUUGCAGGCCCAGCCCACUAACCCCUACGCCAGCCUCAAGAUGCCCAGGGCGGACGCUCCGGAGCCCUUCCGUUGGAAAAGCGACAAAGGGGCCGCUCCGGACCGUGGCGGUGGCUGCUGCUCGCCUUGCUGCCCCAAGUGCAGCCCGUGUUGCAGGAAGCUCUGCUGCAUUGUCUCCUGAUCCCCCGGCGAUCCCCCGAAGAGCAGGGGAGGCUGGGAUGUGGCCG